Messenger RNA from Tuber melanosporum (Perigord truffle), 7435 nucleotides. RefSeq lists its product as uncharacterized. Gene Ontology annotation, biological process: regulation of GTPase activity. The coding region runs from base 1 to 7056 and encodes 2351 amino acids. NCBI's taxonomy places the organism in Eukaryota, Fungi, Ascomycota, Pezizomycetes, Pezizales, Tuberaceae. The transcript has 7 exons. The record is from RefSeq and is a predicted model, not a curated record.
AUGUCUCAAAGAUUGAAGUUCUUACGAACGACCGCCUCUGAUGAUAGUGAUGCUAGCGGUCUCCAAUUCAUUGCUCACAUGUGGAUCAACCAGGAGAAGUUGUCUCUUAUUAUUAAGGAGAUUAGCGGCAGUUUCCUUCCAUUGCGGAAGCCUGCACAAAACAUGCUCGCGUCAUUAUUACCAGAGACCAUUCAUCGGUGGAUCGAAGCUCAUCCGAAAGACUUUGUUGACUUACAUAUGAAUAAUGGGCGGCUGGAAAAGGGUGUAGAUAUCUUAUUCGACAUCGCCGCAUCACUUGCGGACGGUGCCAAGCGACGGGCUAUCAUCUGGCCCCUUCAAACAGCUCUCAUACUUCUUUUACCGGACGUCUUUUGGACUCUGGAUAUCCGGAGUGAGCAGCGGGGAAGUCUGUCCAAAAAGGUUGCGUUCUUAAAUGAUCUCCGGCGUUCCCUGCGGCUUCCAAAGAACUCAGACAUUGCUGCAUCAUGUCUUAUCAUUAUGUGCCGUGCCGGUAGCCUCUUUCCAGCCGAGCCGGAUGGCGCUCUUCUGAGCUUUGCCUUGGACGUGCAGAAUGAGGUGACUGAGGAAAUAUUCCGACGGCAACAAUUUGGCGAAGAUCUUAGUGUUGAUAGGGAUAUCAUGAUAAAGGCAUUUGUGAGCUCAGCAAGAUUAGGUGUAGAUAGCGUUGUCGGGAACCUGUUACCAAGGUGUCUGGAUAAAAAUUCGCCAAUCACGUUCAAGAUCACGGUCUUCGCUGGAGUGGCCGUGUUGGCCUCGCAGAACAUCGCUUCUACUCGACAUGCCAAUACUAGCAGUACAAAUGGAUCUUCUUUGGCCGGUGGUACUCUAAAUUCGCAGACUCGGCAUAAGAAUCUGUCAACCGAUAGCAUUGGAUCAUCUGAAUUACUAUAUCAGUUGUUAGAGCUCCUUAAGAUCCGUCCAUUGUUGAUGUACGAGAAUUUGGAUGCGGGUGCCGAAGAAUGGGAUAGAUUAGGAGAUAGGAUGAUCAGCAGUCUUCUAAGACUUAUAUACGAUGAUGACGAAUUUGUUAGGCAUUCCGCAGUGGUAUUUGCAAGAAGGCUCUUGAGUCCAGAAGCCUUUCAGAUGACUACAGACAUGCGACUGGGCCAAGGGGCGAUUAGUGUGCUAAACUUCUUCUGGAAAGCGACGUUACUGGUUCACGGGUAUCUGGAAACCAGAGUCAGCAUCAUUUCUUCCAGAAAGGUGACUUUCGCUUCUGGUACACAAGUAUCUUCACCAAUAAAGGCUGAAUUUUUGGAAAAGGACAUCACAGAGGGUAUCACAGAUAUUCCCGAACGCACCAUCGCCAACGUAUCGCUUGAGGUGUCAUUCUUGGUUUUGCUAUGCUCUAGUGAUCUCGAUAUAUGCUCUAUCACAACACAUGCCAUUGCCCUUCUUUGCGAAGAGGGGCGUUUAACAGAGAAUCCUGACGAUCUGGCGAGGAGUAAUCUAACAGUCAUGCGCAACUUUCCUGUGUACUCUGAAUUAUCUUUACAGACAUUUAGAAUCACAGGCCCCGUGGCAUUCCAAAAGCGAUUGAGAAAACUACUGACAAGAAUGAGUAUGCCUGGCCCAGGAAUACUCACAGCCUGGGAAGCAGUUUUCACGAGAUGGCGGACACUUUCAAAACAUAUCCUUUCGCCUGGUGUAGCAAAUGCUGGCGGAAUUGAUGAUGGGCUAUUUGCGGAGUGGAGAAAUUAUUCAGGGUUCUUAGCAUCAAUUGCGGGAUGCUGCAUUGCAGAUUUGCCGCAGCAACUCCGUGCAGAUGACUCAACGACGUCGGGUUUGCGUUGGAUCGAUCGCCUUGCCAGUGAUGGUGACCAAAUGAGCCUGUUGGAGCGAUUUAUGAAGCAGUGCUUACAGUUACUGGUGUGCAAGCUUGUCAAUGUGCGGGAGAAUAUCAGGGAAGUUCUCGGAACUGAGUUGAAUCCCCGGCUCUACCUUCAGUUAUUCAGAAGCUUAGAGACGGAGUUUAGUAUCUUGUUUGACCCUGGUUUCAAAGACGCUCAGAGUGAGAGCCCUAGUCGGACGUUGUUUGCGGAGCAGGCCUGUAGUCUGCUGAAGACCAUUGUGGAGAGAUUGGAGGAUGCUCAGGAUAUGUUUCUUACAGUCGACUUGGGAGCACUGACAUUAAGUCUCGCGAGAUACUUGAAUACGCUUAAGGAGGAUUACACUACGUUGAGGGUCAAAAUUAGGAUGUGUCAGUUGGUGGAGCUUGUCGCUAGGAAAAAGGAACUGGUGAAUCUCAGGCAGGAUAUCAGAGUACGGAAUAACCUGCUGCAGAUCCUUAGCGAGUGGAUGCCCCGCCCCGCGAAGCCGAAUUAUCCAAUCAAUCCUCGCAAAGACGAACUUAUACGCCCACAACGUGAUCUCGACCGUGCUUGUCUCAAAGCCCUUGUAAAUUUGCUUCACCGCCUUCCAUUACAGCCUCCAGAGACAGCGCAUGACAGCGCGGAUGUGGUUGAUGCUCGUUCACAGAUGUUCUGCAGCUAUUUUACCUUGUUCCUUUCAUUGUUGGAUUCUAGCCAGCUUGAAAGCGAUAGAAGACGUGAAUUGCAGACUGUCUCAUUAGCUAAAGACGAUGCUAGCAGCUUCCAAGACCUUGCAAUCCAAGCAUUGAGUAACUUGCUUAGUGCGAACGUAGAUGUUGGCUUGAAGUUUAGUUUGGAGAUUGGCUACCAUGACGAUUUGCAGACAAGGACUGCCUUCAUGCACGUGCUCACUAAUAUUUUAACUCAAGGGACCGAAUUUGGGGCCUUAGGUGACUCAGCUAUUGGCGAGAAGUACGAGAAGCUAAUUGAUGUGAGUUCUCUACUUGUGAAUGACCUCCAGUUUGCCUUGGCCUUGUGUGACAGUUGUCCCAGCAGUGAGGUUGACGAGAUGAGCAUUGCGUUGCUUAACAUCUUUGAUUCGCGAGGUCUUGGGCUGACCCUACUGAAGGAGCUCAUUGAGCAAGAGGUUGCGAAUACGGAGAGUGAAUCGGAGCUUCUCCGAAGGAAUUGUGUGGCGACAAAAAUGCUUUCCGUCUUUGCCAAAUGGAAGGGAUCGGAAUAUUUGCGCAACGUUCUCCAGAAGGUCCUCCAGCGAGUGAUUGUUUCGUCUGAUAAGCUUGGCCUAGAACUCGACCCAACAAGGACUCCUUCGACGGAAGAGCUACACCGGAAUGAGUUGCAACUACGAUACAUCACCAAGGUGUUUAUCGACGAGAUCUGCAAAUCCGGGAACAUCGCCCCAAAUUCUUUCCGAUGGAUCUGCCAUACUAUCACCGCCUGUGUGACGUCACGAUUCCCAGAAGCAAAGUUCACCGCUGUCGGCGCGUUCAUAUUUCUUCGAUUCUUUUGCCCGGCAAUUGUCGCACCCGACUCGGAAGGCCUCGUCAAUAACAUUCCAAACAAGGAGAUGCGGAGAGGACUGCUGUUGAUCGCUAAGAUUGUGCAGAAUCUCGCCAACAAUGUCUUGUUCGGGGCUAAAGAGCCCUACAUGAUCCCACUUAAUGACUUCCUUACGGCAAAUAUCUGCGUGGUCACGGCGUUCCUCCGUGAGAUCUCUAGCCUGCCGAAGAAGCAGGAGCCGGUUGUUGCACAGGAGUCCUUCGAUUUUGGCAGUAGUGUUGCCCUUCAUAGAUUCUUGUAUGACCAUUGGGAGAUUGUACGACAGAAGCUCAUUUUCCAAGAGAAACACAAAGCAAGGUUGAAUGGGGAGAAGAGUUUUUCUGCGGAUGCUGGGCCAUCGAACUUGCAGUUGUCCAUUACGAAAUUCUCUGGCCUGAUCAGUACAUUAGGGGCCCCGCCGUUAGACAUCAGUUUAGGGAGACCGACACUCACGGGGAAUAUUCAACCGGCUUACAGCAGAUAUCAACAUUUCAUGCUGAGGAACUCUGGCAGAAGUGUGGAGAGUAUUCUUGCCGCUAGAAUUGUUUACGAUGGUGGAGAGACUAAAGACAACAUACCGGUUAUCUGCUUCGUGCUGAGGAAUAUCAAUAUUGGAACUGUGGAUCCUGAUCUACUGAUAUACUGCUAUUUGAAGGUUUGUUUCAGGAUGUGGCACAAACCCUUCGCAGUGCUCAUUGACGCUACCUGCUACAGUCUGAACAACGAGAUGCCAGACGAGCUCUACAAGAAGAUUGACAACCUUAUGCCUCCCGAAAUGGUCAAGAACUAUAGCAGGUUGUACAUUUACAACAUGAACACUGCUUUUCGAAAGUUCUUCCGCCGACAAUUACGUUAUGCCGUUCGCGAUGACACCAACGCCUGGAAUCCGAACAAUAUUGAUUUUAUUAUGUUGGGCAGUGUUGUGGAGUUACAACAGCAUUUCAAUCUUGGCUCUCUACACCUUCCGAAGGAAACAAUGAGCUUUCUAAGUGAUACCCGAUAUAUGUAUCAUCAUAUCACUCGGCUAUCGAAGACCAAGGGCAAAAUAGAGGUGGUAUUCAAAAUUGGCGCUCAGUAUAUCCAGAUCACACCGACAAAGAAGCAGGAAAUUGUCGCCGGGUUGAAGAUGUCUGCUACCAUAAACGAUAUCUUCAGAUUGAAUGAUGUGGAGGAAGCCAACGCGUCUUUCCACACCGAUGAGGAGAAUGCCUUCGGAAUUAAGACUGACAACGGGAAGCUCACCAUGUUCUUCUCCAGUCCAAAGAAGAAUGAGAUCGUUCAAACUCUCAAGAGCUCAAAGUCGAAGUACUCCAAGGAUAACAGGCCUUCAAAACUCAAUGAGAGGACAAUAAGGCCAGAGGAUGUUCCCGGAACCUUGUUAAACAUCUCUUUAAUGAACAUUGCUAGUUAUGACCAGUAUCUAAGACUGGCAGCAUAUAAUCUCCUCUGCGCGCUGUGCCAGGCUUUCCGGUUCAACCUGGAUAGGCAAUUCGUCAGCGCGAAGGGCUUGAGUAUCCCGACGGACUCGGUGAUCCUAAUUGUGGGUGUGAGUGAGAAGUUGGCGGCAGCAGAGCCGCAGCUGACAUUUGACUUCCUGUCUGAAUUCUUUGUCGGUUGGGAGAAGUCACACCCUCAACAGCGACCGCUGAAUAUCCUUUAUAUGGCGCCAUGGUUGGCAAAUCUUCAUUCACAGGUGCUUAUGGGCGGGGAGGAUCCCGAGCGCGGCAAAGAACGCCUGGCAGCCAUCGCAAGGAAGAUGAUUGAUAUUACGGUGCGGGAACCAAGGCUUUAUACUUCUUUCCAGCAGAACGCCUGGUGCAUCAUUAGCAAGGAUGAGGGGCUAUUGGAUGUGUUCUUGGAUGAAUUGGUUAAAUCGGCAAUGAACUUUGGGUUUGGAUCGGAGGGAGCGGAGACAAUUGGCUCUAUCGCAUCGAGUUUCGGAACUCCGACCAUCCGAGGGAAGAUUAUCGCAAGGAUCCGGAAGGUUCUUAACAGAUCGUCACUAAGGCCGAUGAGACAUCUGGUGGACAACAUAGUUUGGAACGAGAUUUGCGUGUUGCUGAGACUUUGCCUUGCCAUCUCUUUUGAUAGCAGAGUUCAAGCGCAAAUGUAUCUCCCCGAGCUCUUCCACAUCAUCACGAUGGUCGUCAAUUGCGGAUCCAUCCCCGUGAGAUCUACGGUACACAGCUUACUGGUUAACACGGUUCACUCGAUAUGUGUUUCGUUCCCGUUGGAGGAUGCGAAAUUGACACAGCUGAAGGGGAUACUAGCGAGCUUGUCGGAGCCAAAGCUUUGCUUGCUAUUUAGCUUGAAUAGGCCGACCAGUAGGGAUGCCUUAGCAAUCCAAGAGCAAAGAGGCUCAGAGACUACUACUGCUACGUCUAUGGAGUUAAUCACCAACCUGCUACUAGAGAUUGUGUCUGUCGCCGCACCGUCAACCGAUAUGGCGAACAUAUGGCGGGCCCGAUGGAUGAGUCUCGUGGCAAGUACCGCUUUCCAGAGCAACCCAGCAAUCCAAUCUCGCGCAUUUGCGGUCAUGGGAUGUCUCGCUCGGGAAGACGUCGACGACGACCUACUCUACCAGGUGCUCGUGGCUUUGCGCGGAGCCCUAGCUAGAUACUCCGAAAGCGGAGAUCACGAAAUGCUAACCAGCAUUGUUACGAGUCUGACUAAGAUGAUGGAGAACCUUCAGCCGACCUCCCGCUACCUCUACCAACUGUUCUGGCUAGCGAUGUCACUCGUCCGCGUCGGCCACGGGCUAGUCUUCACCUGUUCCGCAAGUCUCCUAGAAGCAACCCUAAAGACUAUCGCCUCAUCCGGCGAAUUCAAGGACAACCGCAUGGUCUCGGUGCUCCUGCAGGGGCGCAGCCAACUCGAAGAAGCCACCGCCGCGAUCGACGACAUCUACAACAUCAAGUUCAACUCGGAAAGCUUCCACUUUGCCGUCUGCGCAACACUAACCAAAGGGCUUCAAGACCCAUCCACAAAGCCCUCAGCCCUGCGCACGCUCACCGCAUUCCUAGAAGUAAUCUCAGCCAACACCCCAGAAAGCUCGCAGUGGGGCACGGACAUGCCCGUACCACCCUACCUCUCCAUGGUGCUAACCCGCGCAACCAGCACAUCAGAGAUGAAAGAAGUCCUCUGGAUAACCGGAAUCGCCCUAGCAGAUGAAGACGCCACCAUGGACAGCGGCAGCGGUGGCAGUGGUGGCAGCGGUUGGGACACGUGCGCGAAACUGACGCCAAUGAUAGACAUCAUGUCAGAGAAGAACCUCCUUCUCAUCGGCGCCCUCGCCGUCGUCGACUUUCGCUCAUGCGAGGAGAGCAUACAGAAGGCCACGCUUGCCCUCUUCACCCGCAUGGCGGAGCGCCGUCCGGAGGUGCUCCUACUACUCUAUGAUCAUUUGCUGGAAUAUUUAGAUGAGGUGCUCAAUAGCUCACAUAAUCCCAUGCUACUGAAGGAGGCGAACGCACUCAUGUGCGUUGUUAGUAUGGACUCCAGAUUCGCGAAUCGCGGCUCUGCGGCGAAGGAGACUCUCGCGUAUCGUCUUGCCCGGUGGGGCCUGAGCGGAAUUUGGACCGCGACGAGUUUUAGAAGCACCAAGGAGUUUGAAAAGAGGUGUGCUGGAUUGACGGAUAGGUUGAUUGAGGUUUGCAUUUCGUGAUUCUUUUCCUUUCUCCUUUUCUCUCCCCCUUCCCCCCUUUCCGCUUCUUUGCUUGUUUGGCGGGUAUAGGUGGGGGGGCUAAUUUAUCGUAUGUAUGAUAGCAUAUCAUUAUUUGAUUGAUGGCAAUCAAAUGUCUGUCUGGUGCGGUUUCUCUUCUCUCUCUUUUUCUCCCCUUUCUUUUUUGUUCCUGUUUGCGGCGGGGGGAGACAUUCGCUGUAGCUAGUUUUCCUUUUUGUUUUUCUUUCCAUUCGGGACAUUUCGCUACUUGCUGUGCUUUGUUAUACGCGUUCAUUGAUUGCAUUGGAUGGUGUGGGGCGUUCUCUCUCUUCCUUUCUUUUUUUUUUUCCUUUUUCCUUUUUCCUCUUUUCACCCAUUCCCU